UCUGAAGGAGCUUUUCGUGGAGUGUAAGCGUGUUUUGCGUCAGGUGUCCGUGCAGUUCCAGUAAAUACCUAUUGGAUCGCGUGAUAGUGUUGCCUCAUAUCUAGUCCGGAACUGAACCGAAUUCCUACCGAUCUGGAGUUGUCGCUGAACCAAACGGUGGUUUCUUCACCAUUCUCGAGGUUCUUUCAUAUUAAACGAUACCAACAUGGCCACUUUAAGCAACUCUAAAGGUGUCCUGAUUGGCUGCUUGCUUCUCUUCAGUCCUCUGUUGAUGAUUGGAUGCAAGGGGUGUGCGGACACGGACCCGUGUUGCCUGAACAAGCGCAUCGUGACACGCCGGGAUCACGUCUGCCGCGCCGCCACCAGCGAAUGCGAUGUGCCAGAGUACUGCGACGGCGAGAAUGCCACAUGUCCAGAGGACCUGACUGCGCGCAAUGGCUGGCCUUGCUCCAAUAGUCAAGCAUACUGCUGGAGUGGAGUUUGCCAAUCGUUAUCUAGCCAGUGUCAGAGGGCCUGGAACGAUUCAGCUCAAGGACAAGCUAUUCUGGGCUGCUUCACCCGCAUAAACACGCUUGGAAUGAAUGCUGGCAACUGUGGUUUCAAAUUGGACAAUUCCUCCGCAGCAGCAGGAAGGUUUACAGAUUGUAAACCCGGAGAUUCCCUCUGUGGUACUUUGUUUUGCCGUCCAGGUCAGAAACUAUUACCAGUCCGUAGUGAUACACAAUACAGAAUCUAUACAUUACAAGACCAAGGCCAAUUGUUUGAAUGCAAAGGUUUGUCCGCAGAUCCACCAACAAGCCAUGACGACCCAUCGCUCGUGAAUGACGGAACACUCUGUGAUGCCAGCGGUGCUAACAAGGACCUCGUGUGCCACAAGCAACGCUGCAUGGACAAGUCUCGAGUCACCAGGCAGUGUUCGGCCGAUUCUGAUGGGGGCAAAGAGUGCCAUGGAAUCGGUGUGUGCACAACUGCAACAACCUGCCAUUACCCACCCACACUUGUUGUAAAUUGCACAGUGCCGACACUCAUGAAUGGCAAUGCAGACAAGACAAUGGUGUCCUAUCCUCAGAGUGUGAACUACACGUGUAAUACUGGUUAUAGAAUGAAUGGAUCUGCCACAGCAAUGUGCAGUGCUGAUGGAACUCUACAAAUACCUACUUGCAACAUUGUCAAUUGUACUGUGCCAACUGUCACCCAUGGCCGUGGUGACAAGAGAGUUCUGUCAUACCUUCAAAAAGUGAAUUACACAUGUGACACUGGUUAUAGUAUAAAUGGAUCUGAAGAAGCAACUUGCAGUGCUACUGGAACUUUGACGGAGCUGAAACCCGUCUGUAACAGUGAGUUGGAAGAUCUGUUGUACAAGCAUCUCUAA
Molecule: messenger RNA, 1372 nt
Organism: Sycon ciliatum
Lineage: Eukaryota; Metazoa; Porifera; Calcarea; Leucosolenida; Sycettidae
Product: disintegrin and metalloproteinase domain-containing protein 9-like
Exons: 6
Coding region: 206-1372 (388 amino acids)
Biological process (GO): membrane protein ectodomain proteolysis
Source: RefSeq, a predicted model, not a curated record